AUGGCUUCUCCAGUUGUUACACAACCUCAGGUGUUGCAGGGGCAUAUUGUCAGCCAGUGGAGUACUGAACUUAUGGACUGCUGUGAUGACAAGGGCACCUGUCUGUUAGGAGCAUUUUGCCCACCUAUUUUGGCUUGUAAAGUUGCCUCAGCUUAUGGGGAAUGCUGCUGCCUACCAGUGCUGUUUGGAUCAACACUUGCUUUAAGAACAGGGAUAAGAGAACGUUACCACAUUCCAGGCAGUAUCUGUAACGACUGUGUGUACCUCACAUUCCUUGCUCCAUGUGCACUCUGUCAGAUGGCUCGUGAGCUCAAGAGGAGAAUGAAAUGAAGUCCAGACAGCUGUUGUAAGGGUUGUUUAAGUAUUAAAAACCAUAUUCAUCAAGGACAAUGACAUUCUAGGUUCGACACUGUGGUACAGAAUAUAAAACCAGCAAAUCUUCUACUUAUAUUUUUUAUAUACUAAUUUUAUCAGCAGCACAUAUCUAUUUUCAUACUGUAUUUAGCACCAUUAUUGUCUAACCUACUGAGUCCUAUGAUUUUGUGUUGCUUUGUGUAACUUACACUUUGCUUAAAUAUCAUAUUUAAAUACAAUCUGUGCAUUAAAUAAAUAAAAAUAAAUCAA
This is a messenger RNA of Bombina bombina (fire-bellied toad), 624 nucleotides long. Its product is annotated as cornifelin homolog B-like. The record is from RefSeq and is a predicted model, not a curated record. The coding region runs from base 1 to 330 and encodes 109 amino acids. NCBI's taxonomy places the organism in Eukaryota, Metazoa, Chordata, Amphibia, Anura, Bombinatoridae. Gene Ontology annotation, cellular component: cornified envelope. The transcript has 3 exons.